CAUGCCGAUGCUGCAGUGGUAAACAAUCGUGCGUCGCGAGAAAUCUGCAAAGGCGAAAAGAAUUUCUAUCGAAAUAACAGUCGGCGAUUCGCGCGGCCAACCGACACCGUAUGCCUGUCGCACUGGCAGAUCGACGCCCUGGUGCCGAUUGACCACCACUGCCUGCCCGAAGCAUUGCCUUUUUUGGGUUGAUCGUGAUACAUUAAAAAUUAUAUAUAUCCAGUUUUCGUGUGUGCGGCUGCAAAAUUUUUGACCGGCCGUGCGCGCAUUUGCAUUUCCGACGGUGACACGGCGUGUGUGUUUACGGGUUACGGUCUCGGUUUGUGAUAACGUGCAAAAGUAAAAGAAAAGGGCUUUGAAGAAAGUGAGUGUGUGUCUUGAAUUUAAAAAUAAGUGCUUAAAGUGUGGAGCACACAGGUGGAUUGUUGUGUUUGUUGCCGGUUGUGUUUUUUUACAAGUAGGCCAGUGUGUACGUGUGUGCGUCUGUGUGUGUGUGUGCGCGGUGUAAAGGAAGAUGUCGUUUCGUGUGGUGAGAAGCUCCAAGUUCCGGCACGUGUUCGGCCAGGCGCUGAAGCGCGAACAGUGCUACGACAAUAUACGCGUGUCGAAGAGCAGCUGGGACUCGACGUUCUGCGCGGUCAAUCCGAAGUUCCUGGCCAUCAUCGUCGAGUCGGCGGGCGGCGGUGCCUUCAUCGUACUUCCACACAAUAAGGUCGGACGAAUCGCGGCGGACCAUGCACUGGUCGGUGGACACAAGGGCCCCGUGCUGGAUAUUGCCUGGUGCCCGCACAACGACAAUGUCAUCGCAUCUGGGUCGGAAGAUUGCGUCGUGAAGGUAUGGCAAAUUCCAGACGGUGGACUGUCCCGAACGCUCACCGAGCCGGUGGUCGAUCUGGUGUACCAUCAGCGCCGCGUCGGCCUGGUACUGUGGCACCCGUCCGCGCUGAACGUGCUGCUGACCGCCGGCUCGGACAAUCUGAUCGUGGUGUGGAACGUGGGUACGGGCGAGGUGCUGGUGCGGAUCGACUGCCAUCCGGACACGAUCUACAGCGCCUGCUGGAACUGGGACGGUUCGCAGCUGGUGACGACGUGCAAGGACAAGAAGAUCCGCAUCCUGAACCCGCGCAACGGCGAGGUGCUGAACGAGGCGCUCGCCCACGAGGGCUCUAAAGCGACCCGGGCCAUCUUCCUGCGGCACGGGCUCAUCUUUACCACCGGCUUUAACCGGUCGUCCGAGCGGCAGUACUCGCUGCGCGCCCCGGACGCACUGGGCGACCCGAUCGUGAUGGUCGACCUCGACACGUCCAACGGCGUGAUGUUUCCGCUGUACGAUCCGGACACGAACCUGAUCUACCUGUGCGGCAAGGGCGACUCGGUCAUCCGGUACUUCGAGGUGACGCCCGAGCACCCGUACGUGCACUACAUCAGCCAGUUCCAGACGCCGGACUCGCAGCGUGCCAUCGGCAUGAUGCCGAAGCGGGGCUGCGACGUGAGCACGUGCGAGGUCGCCCGCUUCUACCGGCUGAACAACGGGGGGCUGUGCCAGGUGAUCUCGAUGACGGUGCCGCGCAAGAGCGAACUGUUCCAGGAGGAUCUCUACCCGGACACGCUCGCCGACGAGGCGUCCAUCUCCGCCGAAGACUGGAUCAGUGGGGCCGAUGCCGAUCCGCAGCUUAUCUCGCUGAAGGAUCGCGUCUUUCUCGUGCAGGGUGGCUACGUGUCCCAGGCCCAGAGCACCACGCUCACCGUCACGAAGAAGUCGAACGUGCUGGACAAGAUGGCACCGAAGAGCGGUGGCCCGAAGACGCUGUCCGCCUCGACCGGCGGUUCGGCCGGUGCGUCCGCCAACGGUUCGCCGGUGACGGUCAACAAUGGAACGUCCGGCGGCGGCGGUGGAAGCACAUCGCCCGCCAACGGCACACAGCAGAUCACAAUCGGUGGCGUUUCGGAGCAACAGUUCGGCGAGCUGAGGACAAAGUUCGAGGAAGAGUUCCGCAAGCUGAAGGCAAUCAUCGUGAAGCACGAGAACCGGAUCCGCUCGCUGGAGGCAACGGUCAAAGCGAUGACCGACCGGGGGCUGACCGAGGUGGACGGUGCCGGGCUCGCCGCACCUGCCGCCACGACGGGCACCUCGUCCUCCCCAGCACCCGCCUCGUUGCCACCUACGUCCGACGAGACUACUGCGCAGCAGCAGCAGCAGGUCGCGGCAGCAGGUGACGGCGGUGGCAACUACCGCAACUCUACCCUCGAGCCGGACGAAGUCUAAGAAGGCUGUUGAGUAGGGGGAGAAGAAGAACGGACGGACGGACGGACAUGGUCAUCAGCGCAAAGGUGACGCAUUAGUGACGGCACUGAGCUUCCGUACUUUUUGUUUUUUUUUUUUUUGUACUAGAAUGGGUACUCCCACCCACCCAUCAGCCUUUCAAUGCUGCGGCCACGGGAAGGGAAUGUGGUGUACGUGGAAAUUGUAACAGAGAGAAAAAAAUGCGCAACAAAUCGCCAACACAUUGCAUCGUGUGUGUGGUCCUAUUGCUGUUGUGCGGUGCAGCACAACGAGGAGAAGGAGGAUGCAGAAGAAGAAUAAGGAAGAAAACAAAACACAAAUGCCUUGAAUAUGGAUUUAACAUACAAAAAAACUAUAUAGGAACCAUGCUUAAAGCAGCUGCGAUAAGGAAAAGGGAAGAGAUUUUGUAUUUGUAAACGUAUGUUUUUUAUACAUAUACACAGCUCCAUACUACAAUUACUAACCGAUUUUGCCUAUCGCUACAGAGCGUUUCCCUUAUCCUUCCCAUUUUUGCAAACCCCUGUCGUCGAUAUCACUCUCGCUCUCUCUCUCUCUUUCUCUCUCCCUCUUUGUACGCGUAGUAGUUAAGGGCGAAAAAAAAAAAACGAAAACAAAAAUCAGCUCCCUCUCGCCCACACUCCCGUCGGUAUUGGGAGAUAGGGGGGGAAAGGAAAUUUUAUAACAAUACACAUAUUGUGCGUAUAUAUUAUUGCCGACAUAAGCCGAAAUGGAAUGGAACACACGCAACAAAGCAUUAAAAAAGCCGCACACAGGUCGGUGGUUUGUGGCUAUCUGCAAAGGAACCGAUCCAAACACCAAACACGAACCGGAAAGCCUUCCCAGAGAGAGAGAGAGAGAGAGAGAGAGAGAGAGAGAGAAAGAGAGAUGGUGCGCAACAAACCGCAUCUCUUUAGUGCAUCAUAUAACUACACCGACGGAGAGGAGAAGCGGGUAGGAUAAAGGGAACGAUAGCUUUCGAACUGAACAGAAUGGACGAAAAACAGCAAACAUCAACAUAUUAACACUAAACAUGGAAACAGAAUAAAUAAAAAAAAAUAAAAAAGGGAAGGAAAGGAACGAGAACACAGAAACAUUAUAAAAACACAUUUACAAACACACACAAACAAGUAGUAGAGGGGAUAGUCGCGCGAAUCGAAUUAAUACUUAUUAUUAAAUUAAUUCUUAUUACUUGUUUUUAUGAUUAGAUAAAUCAAAACAAAGAUAGAAGAGAACGAGAGAGAAAGAGAUAGAAAGAGAAGCGAGAUCGAAACAAAGCAGCAAGAUAACGGAUGAACAAAACAAAACAACAAAAAAAAGGAAAGAGAAAAACCUUCGCGAGCAAAAAUGAUUGUAGCUGGAUGGAUGAUGAAGCGGAAAACCACAUACAGAAAAACAAAGGUGUAUUAAGUAUUUUAAGAUGAGA
Anopheles arabiensis is the source of this 3707-nucleotide messenger RNA. It is a transcript of the gene coro, whose product is annotated as coronin-1C-A. The transcript has 7 exons. Gene Ontology annotation, biological process: actin filament organization. The coding region runs from base 515 to 2266 and encodes 583 amino acids. The record is from RefSeq and is a predicted model, not a curated record. Gene Ontology annotation, molecular function: actin filament binding. Lineage: Eukaryota; Metazoa; Arthropoda; Insecta; Diptera; Culicidae.